CUCCGUUCGGCAAUAGCGAUUGACCGGCUGGAGUUGUCAUAUUUCUCCGCACGACGGUGAGUUUACGCUUCACCUCCUUUCUAUCUUCAUACACAUCACAAAGGAGACAAAGACACGGGCUUCACCUAGACAAUUAUCCCAAUACAAAAUACUUGGACGUCGUGGCACAGGAACGUUGCCAGUCACUGUCUGCCUGUAUUUAUCUAAUCAGCGAGUUCGGCAUUUCGGUUCUGUGGAUGAGCUCGCCCCAACGUCGCUCCCCUCCUGUUAUCUUACAUGGAAAUGUAGCGUCCCGCGUAGGGGCCAAUGCUCGCGAGAAUGACGAUGAUUCCAUUGCAGCAGUUGGGGUUGAUAGGGAGAGCUCCCAGAGUGAUAUAUAUGAAAAUAUAGAUGCCGAUUCGUCAAGUUUGGAACAAUUGAGCGGAGAUACAACUGACCUUCACGGUCAUCUUUUAGGGAAAAAUGGUUUCAAUGGGCGGAUAAGAAGAGGCCACUCACCUGCUGCUUUGCAGCUUUCCAGUUCUUGGGAUACACAGCCAUCCUUGGCUGAGGAGGGCGAGACAAGCGCGGCGAAUAUUUCGAGGUCAAAUGGGAAUAAUCGGGACGAUGAAAACCCAGUAUCAUGGCGGUCUUUACCAAACAAAAGCCAACUGGCCAUUCUAACCAUUGCUCGAUUGUCCGAGCCGCUCACCCAAACUUCCCUACAAGCGUAUCUCUUCUACCAACUCAAGUCCUUCGACCCACACUUGCCGGACUCCGCGAUAUCUGCCCGAGCUGGUCUCCUACAGGGCUGCUUCACUGCAGCACAGUUUGUGACAGCCAUGAUCUGGGGCCGACUUGCAGACACUCAUUUCAUGGGAAGGAAAAGGGUGCUUGCAACAGGCCUUUUUGGAGCGUCUAUUAUGUGUGUGGGAUUUGGAUUUUCUCAGUCUUUCGUCGCUGCUGCCAUAUUUCGCACUAUGGGAGGCGCCUUGAACAGCAACAUCGGCGUCAUGCGGACCAUGAUUGCAGAGCUUAUCGUGGAGAGAAAAUACCAAUCUCGGGCCUUCUUGCUCCAGCCAAUGUGUUUUAAUAUCGGCGUUGUAAUAGGACCUAUACUAGGUGGACUUCUCGCUGAUCCUCUGGGUAACUAUCCAGGUCUGUUCGGGCCGGGUUCAUUCUUUGGGGGCCAACACGGCGUCUGGUGGAUGCAGAAGUGGCCAUAUGCGCUACCAAAUCUAAUAAGCGCGAUAUUGGUCCUGAUCUCUACGCUAGCUGUUAUCCUUGGAUUGGACGAGACUCAUGAAUCAGCUAAGUAUCGCAGCGACUGGGGCCGAAAAGCGGGUAAAGCAUUAUGGGGAUACUUUAAAUACGGUCGUUCCUCGCAUAACUAUCACCCAAUCGACGGAACUUAUGAUGUCGAGACCGCAGGAGAAUCCAUCGAUCUGGAGAGAAGCGUACAAGGAUCAGUGCCAGCAACACCUUCCUCAGCCCGGGCACCCCGACAGCAACGCAUGCCUUUCCGUCAAAUCUGGACACGGAAUGUCAUACUCACGCUUCUCACCCAUUUCGUCCUCGCCAUGCACCUCAGCUCCUUUAACGCCCUGACUUUCGUCUUCUUACCCACACCUCGAGCCCCCGAAGGAAGCCGCCGUGGGUUUUUCCAUUUCGGCGGCGGUCUCGGCAUGCCGAGCUCCAAAGUCGGUUUCGCGACCGCCAUCAUCGGCCUUCUCGGCCUCCCACUACAGAUCUUGGUUUAUCCACGCGUUCACUUCCGUCUAGGGACGCUAAAGUCGCUACGGUCAUUUAUACCGUUUUCCCCUCUUGCCUAUGUCUUGGUUCCAUUCCUAACUCUCGUGCCGAACCGCGCAUAUCUCAUCUGGCCAGCUCUGGCAGCAGUUUUUUCCCUCCAGGUUAUUUCGAGAACAUUUGCGCUCCCUGCGGGUAUUAUUCUGGUUAACAAUACUGUUUCGGAUCCGACCGUGUUAGGUACAUUACAUGGGGUUGCACAGAGCGUGGUCAGCUGUGCUAGGACGCUGGGUCCCGUGAUUGGUGGUUGGGGCGUGGGGAUGGGGCUCAAAUAUAAUAUUUUUGGUGCGGUUUGGUGGGCUCUUGCAGUUCUGGCGUUUUUGGGAUGGGGCCUUACUUGGACUAUAUUCGAGGGCCGUGGGAUUGAAGAGAAAAAACUCGAACAAAAUCAUGCAACUGGAGGUUCCGAGCAUCGAAGGAGCAGAUGAGGUAUAUCGUAGGUCCGUUUUAAUUAUGACAUUGGACCUUGAUCUUAUGAUGAGACUAUGAUUAUGGAAAUGCUGCACUACUUAUAUAUGUUUUUUAGUCUAUCUACUUGGAUUGUCAUAUUGGGAUAAUGGGAUACAUAUGUUGAUCUCUUGGAAAUACGGAACGCUAAUGACCUCGAAGUUAUACCCGUAGUAGCUAAAUCAUAUACAUGGAUCUUCCAAAACACACAAAAAGGAUGCUUCCUGUUGGUCAACGUCGUCAUACUCUGCUACCGAAUAUACUUCUGUAUAGUGUCAGGGUCUUCUGAGUCCGGGUCCUCUGAGUCUUGCUCAUUCAUUUAUGAAAGAACCCUGGAAAUGGACCAUAUAACAAAAUUGCAUUGCGUCCUCCAAAGGCCCUAGGAUCACUGAGAUAAUGACUGUGUCCAUGUCCCCCAAGUGUUGACGCCUUUCUAAAUUGAAGGCCUUAUCCAUCGAACGAUUUUCCAUUCCUUGUUCCCUGUUAUCACGCUGCCGGAGGAGCAAUGUAUGCGCGAAUAGCUUUGAUUGAGUCUCCCUCGUGUGUUUUCAAGAGUUCCGUAGCUUUUACUUUUGUAAGAUCAAGCUGAUCCACCUACAUCCAAUCAAUCAGCAAACGACUAUGAUAACCCAGGUAGAAAAAGAGACCAAAAAAAAAAAAAAAAAGAAAAAAA
Molecule: messenger RNA, 2908 nt
Organism: Blastomyces gilchristii SLH14081
Lineage: Eukaryota; Fungi; Ascomycota; Eurotiomycetes; Onygenales; Ajellomycetaceae
Product: MFS multidrug transporter
Exons: 5
Coding region: 237-2216 (659 amino acids)
Biological process (GO): transmembrane transport
Molecular function (GO): transmembrane transporter activity
Source: RefSeq, a predicted model, not a curated record